AUGGAGCCUAACUUGGUGUUUCCAUUUCCAUUCAUGUUUCUUAUUUCUCUUUGGUUUCUAUUGGCUCUUCAUAGCAAUGCUGAGAGUUCUACAUAUAUAGUCCAUAUGGACAAAUCCCUCUUUCCUCAGGUUUUCACAACACAUGAAGAUUGGUUUGAGUCCACCAUUCAUUCCAUAAAAUCAGCAACAGUUGAUCACCAAUUCAAGCAAUCACAAGCACUAGUGUACACCUAUAAUCAUGCCAUGUAUGGCUUUAGUGCAGUGCUAUCUUCAGAUGAGUUGGAGACUCUAAAGAAUGCUCAUGGCUUUGUUGCAGCAUAUCAAGACAGAACUGCCACCAUUGACACCACUCACACCUUUGAAUUUCUUUCUCUAGAUGCUUCCAGUGGUUUAUGGCAUGCUUCAAAUUUUGGGGAUGAUGUCAUUGUUGGUGUUAUUGACUCUGGUUUGUGGCCUGAGAGUGAAAGCUUUAAAGAUGAUGGCAUGACCAAGAAAAUGCCAAAAAAGUGGACAGGAACAUGUGAGGCUGGGCAAGAAUUUAACACCUCCAUGUGCAACUUCAAGCUGAUUGGAGCUAGAUAUUUCAACAAGGGUGUUGUUGCUGCAAAUCCCAAUGUUGGAAUCAGCAUGAACUCAGCUAGAGACAAUUUGGGACAUGGGACUCACACAUCAUCCACUAUUGCAGGGAACUAUGUUAAUGGAGCCUCUUAUUUUGGCUAUGCUAAAGGGGUAGCCAGAGGCAUUGCACCAAGAGCUAGGCUUGCAAUGUACAAGGUUGUUUGGGAAGAGGGGCGUUUAGCCUCUGAUGUAUUGGCUGGGAUGGACCAAGCUAUUUCUGAUGGGGUUGAUGUGAUUUCCAUCUCUAUGGGUUUUGAUGAUGUUCCACUUUAUGAGGACCCUAUAGCAAUAGCUUCUUUUGCAGCAAUGGAGAAGGGGGUGUUGGUUUCAUCUUCUGCUGGAAACUCAGGUCCAUAUUUUGGUAAAUUGCACAAUGGAAUCCCUUGGGUCCUUACAGUGGCAGCAGGCACCAUAGAUCGUACAUUUGGUAGUUUGGUUCUUGGAAAUGGCCAAAUCAUUAUAGGUUGGACCUUGUUUCCAGCAAAUGCCAUAGUUGAAAAUCUUAUACUUGUCUACAAUAAGACUAUAUCAGCAUGCAACUCAGUGAAGCUGUUAUCUAAAGUGGCCACACAAGGGAUCAUUCUGUGUGACUCAGUGUCACAUUCUGUGUUUAGCCAAAUGGAUUCUGUCACCACAGCCAGUGUGAUAGGAGCAGUGUUUAUCUCUGAUGAUCCUGAAUUAUUUGAAACCACAGAUGUCUACUCUCCAAGUAUUGUAAUCAGCACACAGGAUGCACAAUCUGUGAUCAAGUAUGCAAAAAGCCAUGAGAAUCCCACAGCCAGCAUCAAAUUUCAGCAAACAUUUAUUGGAACAAAGCCAGCACCAGCUGCUGCUAGUUACAGUUCAAGAGGUCCUUCACCUACCUAUCCUGGUGUCUUAAAGCCUGACAUAAUGGCACCUGGUACUAAUGUUCUUGCUGCUUAUGUUCCUAAUUUAGAAGCUGCUACAAUUGGCACAAAUGUGUUCCUAUCCAGUGACUACAAUUUCAUGUCUGGAACAUCCAUGGCUUGUCCUCAUGCUUCUGGUGUUGCUGCUCUUCUGAAGGCUGCACACCCAAAUUGGAGUGCUGCUGCUAUAAGGUCUGCACUUGUAACCACAGCUAGUCCUUUGGAUAAUACCCAAAAUCCAAUUAGGGAUAAUGGAUACCCUUCUCAAUAUGCUUCCCCUCUUGUUAUGGGAGCUGGUGAGAUUGAUCCUAAUAGAGCACUUGAUCCAGGUUUGGUAUAUGAUGCCACCCCACAGGACUAUGUUAAUCUCCUUUGUGCUUUGAAGUACACCAAGAAGCAAAUCUUAACCAUUACAAGAUCAACCUCCUAUAACUGUGCAAACCCUUCCUUUGAUCUUAACUACCCUUCAUUUAUAGCUUUUUACAGAAGCAAAACAAGAUCAUCAGUUCACAAGUUUAGGAGAACUGUGACCAAUGUUGGAGAUGGUGCUGCUACAUAUAGAGCCAAGGUGACACAACCCAAGGGCUCUGUGGUGAGAGUGUUACCUGAGAGGUUAACAUUCAGAUAUAAAAAUGAGAAGCAGGGUUACUAUGUUAUGAUCAAGUAUACCAAUUACAAGAAGGAAAAUAUCACAUUUGGGGACCUUGUUUGGAUGGAAGAUGGUGGAGCACACACUGUUAGGAGCCCCAUUGUAGUGGCACCAAGUGGAAUUGUAUGA
Gastrolobium bilobum is the source of this 2283-nucleotide messenger RNA. RefSeq names its product subtilisin-like protease SBT3. The record is from RefSeq and is a predicted model, not a curated record. The transcript has a single exon. Lineage: Eukaryota; Viridiplantae; Streptophyta; Magnoliopsida; Fabales; Fabaceae. Gene Ontology annotation, biological process: proteolysis. Gene Ontology annotation, molecular function: serine-type endopeptidase activity. Bases 1 to 2283 code for a protein of 760 amino acids.